UCAGCUGAAAAUGAAAUAUAAAAACAGUCUCACGAUGGCUCCUCACUUUGGUUUUAUUUCACAUAUUAAACAAAGUAAAAGUUUAUUCAGUGGAUAUUUUAACUUGUAGUAGUGUGUCCUAACAUCCUGCUAAGUAGUUGAACAUGAAGUGGUGCUCAUGGCAGAGGAGCUGAUCCUGAGUCAGGUCGCUGAGCGACCAGAGGAGCUGAUCCUGAGUCAGGUCGCUGGGCGACCAGAGGAGCUGAUCCUGAGUCAGGUCGCUGGGCGACCAGAGGAGCUGAUCCUGAGUCAGGUCGCUGGGCGACCAGAGGAGCUGAUCCUGAGGGCGUCACCCAGGUCCAACAUUAGAGGCAGACACACACUGACUGUCUACAGACUGAAGUCAUUUCAUCUUAUACUCAAUGUGGCAGCAAACUAGAAACACGGACUUUGAAAUGACGUUGUUGGAAAAAAUACAAUAGGCUCUACUGAUGGUUACUUUUGUAGUUAUCUGUGGGAAAUAGAGAAAGCCAAAUGAAAGGUGAGUUAAUUCUCUUUUUCUGGCUGCUGGAAGGUGAUUGAUUAACCUGCAAAGUGAACAAAAAACCUAAGAGGAUUGUUCAGAUCUGAGAGUACGAUGACGUGCAGCCUGAUAUUCGUUGUGCGGCUGGAGAAUAUAAAUGACGGACUGCUGUCCGGUUCAGUCCUCGUCAGGGAGUGAGAGCUCAUCUAAAUGAAUCUAAAUUCUCCUCCUGGUGUAAAACUUUGUGAAUUAUUUCUGCUUCAACAUGAUCAGACUGAGAAGGAAAGGACAGCCGCUGUCAGACAGCUCCGUCAGACUCAGGGUUUCUUCAGGUAAACCUGCCAACAGGUUAUGUUCACAGAGUAAGUUACCGCAGUAACAGACCCAGAGUUUAACUUACCUCUCUUUCUGGAACUGAAAACUCAGAGUUUCUCUCAUCUCAGGGUUAACAAACUCAGAGUUUUCACAAAACCCUUCUGGAAUACCCCCCUGGACAAACAGCAGCACACAGAUGCAUUACAACAGGGCAGAUCAAAAGGUCGUCUGAGAGCUGCUGAGAGAGACAACAAGUCCUUCAAAUCAAAUCAGUUAUCCACAUCUGAAUGUGGAGGAGGAGGAGGAGGAGGAGGAGGAGGAGGAGGAGGAGGAUCCAGGGAUGCAGGAGGCUGCAGCGCCUCCUAAAGUGAAGAAGGUCCAAAUAAUGCAGAAUGAGACAGAGACAAAGUUUCACAGAGUUUAUAAAGUGUCUCCAACUCAACAACUCACUAAACUGAGACAUUUGUUAAGGGAGUCUGGUGACUCCGUGUCCCUCUUCCUCUCCUCACUGUGGUCAACUGCAGCUGAUGUGACUGCUGACCUGCGACAUGCUGCUGGUCAGUUUCCAUCUACUGUCAUGUAAAAUGUUUCAAAAUGUUGUGAAUUGAUGUCAACAUUCAGAAACAUGAGCGUCAGAGACAGACGGCCUCCCAGUGAGGAUCUGUUCACUGCAGCUCUUUGAAACAUGUUACCUGACCCACUGAUGAAAGGCAGGUUUCCACCUGAGCAGGGAAUGCCUUUGUUAAGCCCCGCCCCUUCUACCUGAGGAGUGGGCGGACUCUGAGCAGAGUGUUGUCUCUCUGAGGCUGAACCUCCAUUUCCUUUGGCUUUGAGCGCAGAGUUGAUGAGAGAAGCAGAGAGGGGGGUGAUGAUCUGGUGUGACCUCUGACCUUUCACCUUCAGUACAACUUGCCCAUCUACCCGAGGGCGGUGGGGCCUGAGAAGCCUAGAGCCAUCACCAUGGCAACGACCUCCACCAUGCUUGGCAGAGGUCUGGGUCUGGUUCUGGUGGAGUUCCAGUAUGAGUACCAGGAUCGGGACGGGGCGCUGGUCUCCAUCAAACCCAAUGAACGCUAUGUUCUGCUGGCCAAAACCAAUGACCACUGGUGGCAGGUCCAGAGCGACCAAAACUCCAAACCCUUCUACAUCCCCGCCAAGUAUGUCAAGGAGCUGCCGUCAGACUUCCCCUCCCCUCUGGACUUUGCUGAUCCAACCAGUCCUGAUCCAGUGGUGCUACCUGUGGCUUCCCCAGUCCCAGCUCCUGUCCCUGUCCCUGUCCCUGUCCCAAAGACUCUGGAGGAAUCCAGUGGGACUAAAAGCAAACCAGGGGACGAGGUGACGAUCCGGCUCAGACCGGAUGCCUCCACUGGAUACCGCAAGGCCGAGAACCGCAUGUCUACAUUUGGAGUCCCACUGGACUUCCAUGACCUGUUGCCUCUGGUGGCACCGACAUCACGUCACUCCAGCAACCUUUCAGCUGCUCCUGCAGAGACGGGGACCAUAACCACUGAUGGGACUACAAACAUGUCUGAUGACUGUCUGAGUAAAAAGCACCUGGGGCUCCUGGAUGACCACUCUGGGAAACAUCGAGUUCCCAGUUUCAGUCCAGCAGACCCCAUCUCCACCACCCGGACCCAGACCCAGCCCAUCCCUGUGGAGACUCCGGUGGUCCCUGUUGUCCCCAUGGUCCCCCCUCACAAUGAGCUCCCCAGCUCGCCAUCCACAGGUCACCAUGACAACCAGGAGUCCCCGAUGGAGUUGGAGGAGGAGAUCAGCCUGGAGGAGGAGAUCAGCGUGGAGGAGAGCACCGGCGAGGAGGAUUCACUAAAGGAGGGAGAGUCGAACCACAUCUACGAGUCCAUCCAGGACCUGAACCUGGACCUGGACACUCUGGUUGGAGGAAGAGUGAGUCCUGGAGUGCCACCUGAACCUUUGCCGGCCCCGGCCCCGCCCCCUACACAGGAUCACAUCUCACUCAACCCUAACUCGCCCAUCUACGCUAACAUCUCCAGUCUGAAAAAGGCGUCCGUCUCUGGCUCCGCCCUCCCCUCAUUGCCUCCUCUGGACCACGCCCCCUCAGCUACAGACCACCCACCCCCACCUUCCGUCUCCUCGUCUGCUGGGAUGAUAAGCCCCGCCUCCCCGCUCAGCCCGCAGGAUGGAUGGCAGGUGCACACGGACCAGGACAGCGGGAAGGUGUUUUACUUCCAUCCUGUAACCAGACAGACCACCUGGACCGACCCACACGGCCCCCCACCCCCGCCUGCUCGAGACAUGGACCGGUCCAGGGCGAGCGAGGGGGAGCAGAUGAUCUCCCCCUCCCCCCUGCUCUCCCCCGCCUCCUCUCAGGGUUCUGGUGGUUGGGAGCAGCUGGUGGACGAAGUCUCAGGGAGGUUUUACUACUACAACCCCGCAUCAGGAGCGACAUCAUGGGUCGCACCAGAACCUCCGUCCCCCUCCUCCUCCCCCUCCUCCCCCUCCUCACCCCCAGGAUCUACAGCCAGCAGGAGGCGUGACGACGGCCCGCCUCCGCUGCCGGAGGAGGAUUAUCCUGUGCAGCUCCACAACAACAACAUGGACGCUGUCUUCGCAAUGAAUCCUCAGCAACUCGUGAUUCCCAGAGCUCAGCUGGACAUCAAGGAUGGACACGGCUCCCAGUGGAGGCCGCAGGAGUUGCCCCAAAGGCUGAUGGGAAAUGGAGUUUCUGAGGAGGUGUCGACGGUGCAGAUCAGGAACUGGAGACACAGCGUGGCCGAAGACACGUUCUCGCCGAGCCACCGGAGGAACGUCUCUGACUUCACUGACCUGUCCAACAGAAGACAGUCUCCUGACAGUCCCCAGCUCUCUGACAGGACCAGACUGAGGAGGAACCUGUCCGACCGGAGCUCAGGCUCCCACCAGCAGCAUUGCCAUCUGCUGGAGAAAGCAGGAAUCCUCAAUAAGACCAAAAUAGUUGAUGGCGGAAAAAAGAUCAGGAAGAACUGGACUCAGUCGUGGACCGUCCUCCACGGGGGGAUCCUCACCUUCCACAAAGACCCCAAAUCGGCUCCCACUGGGAACGCUAGUAAAUCGUCUCAGAUCAUUCCAGAGUACACGGUGGAGCUGAGAGGAGCGUCGCUGGGCUGGGCCUCCAAAGACAAGUCGUCCAAGAAGAACGUUCUGGAGCUGAAGACUCGUCAGGGCUGCGAGUACCUGAUGCAGUACGACACAGAGAGCAUCAUCACUGAUUGGCUGAAAGUGAUCCAGGACACCAUCAGACAGCUGGACUUGGAUCAUCUGUCAGAGGACGAGGACGAAGCUGCUUCAGACAAAGAGGACAAAGACAGGAAGAGGACAUCGACCAGAGGCUCAUCAGGAACAGCUGACUCCGAGCAGAGACGAGUUCGGACCAAACUGCGACGUUUCCUCCAGCGCAGGCCGACGCUGCAGAGCGUCAAAGAGAAAGGCUACAUCAGAGAUAACGUGUUCGGCUGUCACCUGGACACACUGUGUCACAGAGAAAACAACACCAUCCCCAAGUUUGUUGAGAAGUGCAUCAGAGCAGUGGAGAGGAGAGGUCUGGACGUGGACGGGAUCUACAGAGUGAGCGGAAACUUGGCCGUGAUCCAGAAACUACGACACAAAGCUGAUCAUGAGGAGCAGCUGGACCUGGAGGACGGACAGUGGGAGGAGAUCCAUGUGAUCACCGGAGCCCUCAAACUGUUCCUGCGGGAGCUUCCAGAGCCGCUGUUUCCAUUCAGCUGCUUCGAGAAGUUCAUUGCUGCCAUCCAAGUCCCAGACUACAACCUGAGAGUCUCCUACAUGAGGGACCUGGUUCGCUCUCUGCCUCUGCCCAACCACGACACAAUGGAGCUGCUCUUCAAACACCUGCGCAGAGUGGUCGAGCACAAGGAAUCCAACAGGAUGUCAGUUCAGAGCAUCGCCAUCGUCUUCGGCCCCACGUUGCUCCGCCCCCAGACCGAGUCAGCCAACAUGACGAUCCACAUGGUCUUCCAGAGCCAGAUAGUGGAGCUCAUGCUGAACGCCUUCAAUAUUGUCUUCUCCCAGAGUUAGGGGGAACCUCUGGGACCAGAACAUCACAAGACCUGCCAAAAGUCUUCCAAAGUGUCCUCGAACCUCCUUGAACCAUGGACCUCGAUGUCUCCUCCUCCUGAACCCAGGUUCACAGGGACUGAUCCUUGAACCUGCUGGCUACAUGAUGUCUCUUUUUAACCACUGCGGCCUAAAUGACCCAAGUAGAACUUGAAUGGAACCACCUAGAAUCCUGAACUGGUUUAGAAACCUUUGACAGCAGUUUUGACAACAGAUCAAAUGGAACAUCUUGUUUUUCCUCAGCACCUUAGAAACCAAAAGCACUCUCUAAUAUAUUCCAGAUCCAACUAGAACCUUGCAGAUCUCUGGAACCAGACAUCAUCACCUCACAACUGGACCCAGCAGACUUUCCCAAGCCCAUUUAUAACCACUAUGCCUGAGAUGAUACAUAUUGAACCUAGUGAAACCAUAUAGAACAUUAGACUGUUUUUUUUUUGUUUUUUUUUACUCUAAACUUGAGUCAUUGUUAUACACAAACAACUUCUGGAUCCUCCCAGAACCUUGUUAAUCUCUGGACCCAAACUCAUCUCUACCAAAUGUUAUAGUCAUUAAAGCUACAGUUGCAGAACCUGGAACCCCCAGGCUACACAACACCUUUCUCUACCCACUGAGUCUGAAAUGAUCCAGCUAGAACGCUAGUGGAACCAUCUAGAACCAUGGACUGGUUGUAAAACUUUUAACUUGAGUCAAUGUCCAAAGCUAAAGAAGUUCCAGUAUCUUGUUGACCUCUGGACUGGAACUCUUCUUGUUUUUUUCUUUGUUAUUUAUUUUUUGUGAAUUCUUGGGCAAUGGAUCCUGGAACCCCAUGACACCCCUCUCUAACCACUUUGCUUUAAAUAAUCCAGGUAAAACUUGAGUGGAAAUACGUGGAACCUUGGACUGAUUCUGAAACUAUGAAACCAUCACUGUUGUUUCAAAAUAACAGUCCAAAAAUAAAACCCACUAACCUCCUAAAACUCUGGACCAAAACAUCAUCUGCUGCUUUAAAAAGAAAGAGAAUUCUACAUAGACUUAUAUGUUUUAGGCCUGGAACCACUGACAACAUGAAAUGCUCUUACCAAGCCUGAGACAACACAGUUAGAUCCUGAAUGGAACCAUUUACAACCCUGGACGUUUCUGAACCUUUGAAACCAUCACUGUACUUUCAAGGCAGCAGACCAAAUGAAACACACAUACUUUUUUCCUCAAUAAAGCCUAAACCCAGAACUAUCCACACAGGUUCCAGAUCAUUGAGGAACCUCCUAGAGUUUUAGAACCAAACAUUUUGUCCCUUUCUAUAACUUCCUGUGGAUUUUGGUGUGUACAAGUAGUUGGACCUGAAAUAUUUUUGGCUACACGACCACCAAAACUAACAGAUAGAAGCUGUUGUGGAACCACUUUAAACCCUGCACUGGUUUUAAGAUGAGAAAUCUAAGUGUUCCACUUUAUUGGCACCUCAAAAACACAAAAUAUCUCUAGAACCUUCUCUUGUGCUUCUCUCUUCUUAAAGACAAGAAUGCUUUAUAUAUUUUCUGAGGGAACACUGUUGGAAUCUUCUGGAACUCAGCUUCUAGCUUGAACAGUGGAUAUGAUGUGAUUUAGCUUCUGCUCAGAACAAUUUUAUCAAAUGUAUUAACUGUCCAGAUUGUCACUUUAAAGCUGUGUCCAGAUCACACAAACUCUUUGGAGUCACAAGAAUUACUCAACUCAACAUGAGAGAUUGUUCAAAUCCAGAAAACACUGAAGUUCUUCUGCAAGUUCACAGAGGAAGGAACAAACACAGGAAGUGACAAACUCUGAUUGAUUAGCUGAUUGACUCACUGCAUGUGUCAUAGAUUUGCAUGCUGAUCAUUCUCAGGUGUCCGACUGGUUUCUCUCUGUUCGGUCCCACAACUUUCUACGUGUAGCUGAACUCUGGAUCUUCUACAACAUUUUUUUUUUUUUUAAUUCAAACAUCUCCGUGUGGUUUCAUUCUCAGUAUCCACCAGUUUUCAGCUUUCACUGACACUAGAAAACACAGAUUUGCACAGAGCAGUAGUGUCCCAAGUCAGUAUAUGUAAAUACCAAGCAUGUUUCACUAAAGUUUCACACGUAUUUAACACUGGAUCAAUAGACGCGUACAGUGAGGAACCAUCAGGUCAUGAAGUCAUGACCCAUCUGACAUAAUUAUAAACUGCUUCCAUGUCGUGCUGAGCUGAACACAUGCUGGAUGUGUUGAUUUGAAGCGUCUGACUCUCAGAGGACCUGCAGGAACGUUUCCUCAAAUCGCAGUCAGCUUUGAGAUGAUGUCCGAGACGUUCCACAUGUGUUCAAAUGUUUAAAGGAUGAAUUUUACAGGAACAUUUUUACUUUUGUUUGUGCCCUGCUGUACCCAGAAACUCUACCAGUGAUAAUCUGUACAAUGCUGUAUGUUUUUAUGGUAUUGACUUUAUGUGUAUUACAGAUAUAGAACAAAGUUACCAUGGAAGAUUUACAGAUGAAACUCUGUACAUAAGAGGGUAUUUUACUGACCUUUAAUAAAACAUGAAGCUGAUCUUCGGAUCGUCA
This is a messenger RNA of Acanthopagrus latus (yellowfin seabream), 7435 nucleotides long. RefSeq names its product Rho GTPase activating protein 27, like (gene arhgap27l). Gene Ontology annotation, cellular component: cytoplasm. The coding region runs from base 1778 to 4870 and encodes 1030 amino acids. The record is from RefSeq and is a predicted model, not a curated record. Gene Ontology annotation, biological process: regulation of GTPase activity; signal transduction. Lineage: Eukaryota; Metazoa; Chordata; Actinopteri; Spariformes; Sparidae. The transcript is spliced from 22 exons. Gene Ontology annotation, molecular function: protein binding.